Molecule: messenger RNA, 1654 nt
Organism: Epinephelus moara (kelp grouper)
Lineage: Eukaryota; Metazoa; Chordata; Actinopteri; Perciformes; Serranidae
Exons: 5
Coding region: 674-1345 (223 amino acids)
Source: RefSeq, a predicted model, not a curated record
GGCAUCCUGACAGUGAAUAGAGGUGACCCUGGGUGCUGGUGGGGGAUUCUUAUAAACCCCAUCCCUCCCUUGGUUUGUUCCAGCUCUGCAGAACUGAUAAGACUCUGUCUUAACUACGAGGUGGCUAAACAGCCAGGUGCUGAAGUGUUUGAGAUCAGUGGUGGUUAGUUUGCGAGGGCCCCUGGGAGGUAAGUAGGUCAUGGACAGUGACCCCAGGUAUGUGUGUCUCUGCAUGGGGCCUGGGGCUUAGGAGGAUUAGUGGCCAAGUGCUCAGGUAGCACAAAAGAGUUGUUCUAGUUCAGCCAAGUGCUUUCAACCACUCUUCAGCAUAUAGAUGCAUCAUAAUAGCUACAAGUUAAACAAAAACUUUUUACCAUCUGAUAAGGAUCCAAGCAAGAUUUAUAAAUACUGAUGUAUGCACAAAUACUAUGCUGUAAUACAUUUAACACAGAAAGAGUAAUAAAUGCCAGUAAAACACAUGCACAACCCAGCACCCAUUUUAAGCAGAAAAACACACGCACACUUUAAGGAAUUCUGCAGCAAAAAGGAAAGGAAUUAAAAUAAGAACAGACUCACAGGUAUGAGGGAAAGGGAGGAGCCAGCAGGUGACAGGGGAGGAGAAGGAUGUUCUUAACUGUCAGGCAGACUGGAGGGAAGAACACAAUAAGUGAAGAUGGCUCCCCAGCUUUACAUCACCAUGUACAAAGAGCAGUUUGCCUCUCCUGGCAGAGUGAAACGAGAACAACUUCGACCCACCUCUGCCCACCGCAGGAACAACCCCCAGCCCAGGCCGGACUUUCUGUUUCCCUGGAGUCUCCAGCCCAACUACAGAUCACGCCUCACACCACCACGCAACUCACCCCCUGUGGACAUUGGCCGUCCUCUCUUUCCCCCUGUCAAACAUUUAUCAUUCCACAGUCCAGUUACGACUUGUCCGGAUAACUACCUAAACACUGUGGAUACAGGCAAACCAAACCACAUGCCCCCUGUCAACCCAUCCACAGCACUUGCUCUGCCCUCUGCUGACGCCCUGCAGAAAGUACAGCUGACAGAGCCUCCUUCUGGCACUGGAUUUACGCCUCACUUGGCUUUGAAGAGGGAUUAUCAGAGGAACCUUCAUCCACUCUCAGCACAGCAACUCAGGCAACAUGCAGCUGCUCAGCUUCGGACAAGACCUCAAACCAGUAACCCUAAGCACCACUUCCUGCACACACAAUACCGGAGGUCUUGCUCUCGUAGCAGCUGGGAUUUUAGCGGGUGCUACAGCUGCUUCCACGUGGUGAAGCCCUACCAAGCUGGACACUACAUCAUACACCCAGAGUUUGUGUCCGAGUGCCUUCGUUAGGACUAUUAGAGCCCUGGCUUCCAAAGUGGGGAUCGGGGACCUGCAGAGGUCCUUGAGGGGAUCGUUAACUUCACUAUUGUUUAAUUCUCCACUAAUUAACCCAGCGAGACAAGGUGUAAGGAUGAAUAAUGUAACUGUAGGCUGCACUCUCACCACUAUUAUCUCCCUACAUACAGCUGGACACUUUUACAAUUCAGUGCUAAAUCAGCAGCUAAGAUCUUCCCAUAAGGGGCUUGUGGUGAUCAAAUCAAAUGAGGCACUGUGGCCCUAAUGUGUAUCAGUGUGUGACAUUAAAAUUUUAUCCCAUUG